Messenger RNA from Ostertagia ostertagi, 654 nucleotides. Lineage: Eukaryota; Metazoa; Nematoda; Chromadorea; Rhabditida; Trichostrongylidae. The record is from the annotation of a GenBank genome assembly.
AUGCUGUGGGGCGUCUCGCAACGCGUUCCCGUGCUGUGUUCAACAACCCUAUUUGAGAAGAAACACAGAGCUCUGCCGAAGUAUGGAGACAGCAAUAUAACAGUAGAAAUCCGUUCAAUAAAGGAAAACUCAAAAGUUAAUCUUUCAGGAGGUGAUUUUUUCGGAGCAUUUUGGGCAUGGCACGAUUUAACAAGCUUCCUUAUCGCCUUGACAGUGUUUACCACGUUCUGGUCCAUGGUAACUGCACUAAUGCUGCGGUUUCAAUGGUAUGUGGAAACACUCGGAAUGGUUUCGUUGUUGGUCGAAGCCAGUUUAGGAGCACCACAAUUAAUUCGGAAUUGUCAACGGAAAUCCACGCAAGGAAUGAGCACCUACGCAGUUUGUCACUUCUCUUUUGAGUUCCCGCAAAGUCCCGCUCCCCCGCAUAUUGUACUUGGUUUAGUGUGUACGAUGGUAUUAGCGUGGCUUUGUGGAGAUCUUGCUAAGACGGGAUAUUUUGUGGCCACCGGUAGUCCCAUACAAUUCUGGGUGUGCGCUAUAUUACAGAUCUCAAUCGAUGUGUUCAUACUUGGUCAAGUGUUUGUGUAUCGGAAGAACACGGAAACUGAACUGCCGUAUAGUUCGAAUUCUCCGGCACAUUCGGUCAUCGAUUAG